Molecule: messenger RNA, 9241 nt
Organism: Poeciliopsis prolifica (blackstripe livebearer)
Lineage: Eukaryota; Metazoa; Chordata; Actinopteri; Cyprinodontiformes; Poeciliidae
Gene: cdk19
Product: cyclin-dependent kinase 19
Exons: 13
Coding region: 114-1595 (493 amino acids)
Biological process (GO): protein phosphorylation
Cellular component (GO): mediator complex; nucleus; cytosol
Molecular function (GO): ATP binding; cyclin-dependent protein serine/threonine kinase activity; RNA polymerase II CTD heptapeptide repeat kinase activity
Source: RefSeq, a predicted model, not a curated record
AAAAUCCCAAACAAGGAAAUGGUGGGGGAAUAAAACGACCAGAUUAUUUAAUUAAUGCAUGUAAUAAUUAAUAUUUUAUUUUAUUGUAAUUUAAGACGUAUUUAUGGGUUAAAAUGGAUUACGACUUCAAAACAAAGCUGGCAGCCGAGAGGGAGAGAGUAGAAGAUCUGUUCGAAUAUGAAGGUUGCAAAGUGGGUCGAGGCACCUACGGGCACGUUUAUAAAGCUAAGCGCAAAGACGGGAAGGAUGAGAAGGAAUAUGCACUGAAGCAAAUUGAAGGCACUGGAAUAUCUAUGUCAGCCUGCAGAGAAAUUGCUCUGUUACGAGAACUGAAGCACCCAAAUGUUAUCGCCCUUCAGAAAGUAUUUCUGUCCCACAGCGACAGGAAGGUGUGGCUCCUGUUCGACUACGCCGAACAUGAUCUGUGGCAUAUCAUUAAGUUCCACCGCGCCUCCAAAGCCAACAAGAAGCCCAUGCAGCUCCCCCGAGGAAUGGUGAAAUCUCUCCUGUACCAGAUCCUGGAUGGGAUCCAUUACCUCCACACCAACUGGGUGCUCCACAGGGAUCUGAAACCAGCCAACAUCCUGGUGAUGGGAGAAGGUCCGGAACGAGGGAGAGUUAAAAUUGCUGACAUGGGAUUUGCCAGACUCUUCAACUCUCCGCUGAAGCCCCUGGCAGACCUCGACCCCGUGGUGGUGACCUUCUGGUACCGGGCUCCUGAACUGCUCUUGGGGGCCCGGCACUACACCAAAGCUAUUGACAUUUGGGCAAUUGGCUGCAUCUUUGCGGAGCUGCUAACGUCGGAGCCCAUCUUCCACUGUCGCCAGGAGGACAUCAAGACCAGCAACCCUUUCCACCAUGACCAACUGGACAGGAUAUUCAGUGUGAUGGGUUUCCCUGCAGAUAAAGACUGGGAGGACAUCAGAAAGAUGCCAGAGUAUCCCACACUGCAGAAGGAUUUCAGGAGGACAACGUAUGCAAACAGCAGCCUCAUCAAGUACAUGGAGAAACAUAAAGUGAAGCCCGACAGCAAGGUUUUCCUCCUGCUCCAAAAACUGCUCACCAUGGAUCCCACCAAACGGAUCACGUCGGAGCAGGCUCUGCAGGACGCCUACUUCCUGGAGGAGCCUUUACCGACCACAGAUGUGUUUGCUGGCUGUCAGAUCCCCUACCCAAAGCGAGAGUUUCUUAACGAAGAUGAACCUGAAGAGAAAACAGACAAGAACCAGACCCAGCAGCACCAGCAGACGACGGGCCAGACCCAGGUCCAGACCCAGCAGCAGGCAGCAGCCCAGCAGGCCCCCUCCCAGCAAAGCUCGGCUCAGACCAAUGGCACCGCAGGGGCCACUGGGGCCGCCGGGGGAGGCGGCGUGCAGCAUGGGCAGGACCAGGGCCCGCCCAACAAGAAGCCUCGGAUCGGCCCCUCUGGGGCCUCUUCCGGCACAGGGGUGCUACAGUCGGAAUAUCAGCACUCCAGCUCUCGGCUUGGUUACCAAAGCAACGUCCAAGGGUCCACUCAGUCUCAAAGUACCAUGGGUUACUCGUCAUCAUCCCAGCAGAGCUCCCAGUACUCCCAUCAGACACACCGCUACUAGGAGCCGUAGAAUCUUCUCCAGAUCCCCUGCCCCACCUGACCUUUCACCCCCUGCUUCUGGAACCAGCAGAGGAUGCAACUCCUCAUCUUUAACCGACACCCAGCAGCCUUCCUCGCCUUGGUUGGACCCCUAAUCUUAGGUGACGUCAUUCCAAUUUGGCCUUCCUCCAUUCGAAGCUGCUCUCAUCUGUCAUCUUAUCGUCAGAAAGAUGAAGGCAAACACAAAUAGGAACCAAAAACAAAGACAGGUUCUGCCUUGUGGGGUGAAACUAAAGGAAACUAAAUGCAAAAGGGAUGUGAAGGCAUCAUGCAAACUGAGAAUCAUGGCACUUAUAAAUGCAACGUUCCUCAGCACGACGACUUGCAGCUGUGUUCAUAUAUGUAUAUUAUAUAGCACCUUUUUCUAUUUGAUUCUUUUUUUUUUGUUCUCUUGCUCGUUUGCUAGACUUUCUGAGUUUACCUUGAUAGUUGAUGUCACUCAAAAUAUUGUUACACAUGGGAGCAACGGGAUGCAAUGAAACGGUGGAGGAACAGACCUUCAUCCUCGUCUCCGUCGUCCAAUCAGAAGAAAAGGAGCGUUGGAGUUAAACCCUGUCCGCCUAAAUGCAACCAAGACCCAGAGACUCCUGUUCCUAGGCAGCAGCGGGGAAAACGUCAGCUGCUGAGCUGAUGUCAGUGCAGGGAAAUAUUAAAGCGCAGUUUAUUGGAAGCUUUGUAAUAUAGACUUUGUAUAUUUAGAUCCAAUUCAUCUCAACCUGGAUUGGGAAAGCGAGAGAAGCAGUCGUCUUUAUGGAGCGCCGCCUUCUGCGGGUUCCGCUUUCUGCCGACGAUGACGAGAGUCAGGAGGUCCGACUCUUCCUGUUUGUGCCAGUGCAAACUUUGCUCUGAUGCCCAUUUUAUCUCGGACCAUCAGAACUUUGAAGGUCUUUUUUUUAACUAGUAUUUUAAACACAGAUGUUUCGUGCGCAUUACGUACAGGGCAGCUAAAAUUACCCUGCCUUCCCCCCGAAAUAUGAUUUUUGAGACUGUUACUGCCAAAUGUCAGAUUAUUCUUUUUUAUUAUUAUUAUUUUUUUAAGGUUUAAUUAUUAUUACCAACUGUGUGUGAGAGUGUGUGUGCAUGUAUGAAUUUCUAUUUGCAUGUUGUUUCAAACCUACCAGAAUUGCACUGAGCGCUGAACCCGUCUGCAAGGAGCUGGAACAAAAGCUGGGUGAGUUUUUGUCACCUGAAAUUUUGCCCUUUUUUUUUUCUGGGACAAAUUUGCCAAAAUAUGAAAAACAGUUGUUUGUCAAUAGCCUCAUUUGGCCACAUUUAGAGAUAAAGGGUGCGUUCUUUACUACCACGAAUAUGUUCAAUCUUUUAAGUUUGUUAACACUAUGAAUGCCAUAUUAGUUUUUAGCUUCAAUAAAUUUUGGAUUCAUUCUGGCUUUUUACAGAGCCAAAAUUAUGCAGUGCAUAUGUGCAUGCACCCCCACUGGUAUUUAGAUUAAGUAUGUGUUUUUAGCAAGUUGCAUGGAAACCACAUGAUUUGUUUUACCAGCAGCAGCUUUUUUUUCAUAACUCACUGUACCAGAAUCGGUCCAGCUUAUUGAAAGGACAGAGCUGAACUAUGAGCAUCAUCCAAACAUUUACCACAUUUAACAUUAGAAUUGUCAGGAAACCCAACAUUUGCCUUCUGUAUCUUUUGGAAAAGUGAUACAAAAGUGAGUCUUUUUUACACUGAACUGGUGUAUUCCACAUUUCUGUGGAAUACACAGCAGAUGAGCGUAUUCCACUGAAUGCACUCUAGCAGAUGAGUAGAAACAAACUGAUGAAUUACUUGGUAGCCCUCCUUCAUUGACCGCAGCCUACACCAUCAAACCAAACCACAAACUUCUGGAAAUGUUCCUGGAUUUCAAAACGAUGCGUGAAGUGGCGUCUGUAAUUCCAUUGUCCAGUCAGAUCAACCUCAAAGCACAAGCAAGUUAAUAUAAUUCAGUUGCGAUCGUUUAAUUUCAAUGUUUAUUUGUAUUUAUUGGUGCCACAGUUGGUGGUUUUGUUGUCACUGCAGAGAAAAAGUUGCAUCUGCUUGCUGUGUGAUCUGUUCAGCUUGUUGAAUAUUUAAUGCAGCUGAAUUUGUCUAAAAAUUGACAGGGAAAAACAGAUGAUGACAGGAUAUUUUUGACGGUGCCAGUCAAAAUAAUGGAGAUUGAGAAAGUAAACGCUCCUCUGCCUGAACGAUCUGGGAGACGACCCAUGUCUGUCCCCGCCCCCACAGCCAGUGAACCAAUCAAAAGCUGACUGACAGUCAAGUCAUGUCUGGGGGGCAAAGAAUGGAACUAUAUCUUAAUAAGAGGUGAAGGUAAAACUGUGUCACUAGAGGAGUUCUGGGUAGGAUAUAUUUGCAAAGUAAAUUUUGUCUAUUUUUUAUUUUUUUGAGUCUCUAUACUCCGGUUAACAAUUAAUCGAUCAGCCCUAAAACUAAGCUAACAUAUUUCUUUCAGCUUUUCUUGUGGUUUCUCUGGGAGACAUUAAGCCAAAUAUCAGUUUGGGUAAAUGUAUACGUUUGAGCCAGCAUGUAUAAUUUUGAUGCUGUGUGGAAUAUUUAAAAGUUAUGCAUCAAAUUCCUGUUUUUAACAUUAAUAGAACACGUUUAGAUCAGCACUCCUUCGCUUUCAGCUUUUCCGUUCAGAGGCAAAUCUUCUGCAUCGCUUUCGCUCUCACCAACCAGAGAGCGAAGGUUAACAAAUCUUCAUAACACUAAACAACCCCAAACAGAACAGUCCUAAAUUAAUAUGACAUCAUUAGAAGUUUAUGUAAACUUUAGAUCAGCCCUGCAGAUAUUUUGCAUUUCAUAAUUAUCUUGAGUCCAGUUUUGAGACUCUCUUCUUUUUCCCUGAAUCUUCCAGACUGAAACAGUUUUUCUUGGACCAAUUAUUUGUGCAGUUGGGAAGAAGCAGGAAGAUUAUUCUUCAGUUCAGAAGUUUUUUUAAGAGGAAUUUUGCUACACAUUUUUGUUCCAUGGAAGUAAGAAGUAAGAAUUUGUAUCCAAACAGCUCUCCUAAAGUCACACAGCUGCCUUCCUAUCUGCUUGAGGUCUGGGCUUUGACUGGACCAUUGCAAACCUGGCUGAAGUUGACCCCCUGCACUUUCUUCAAAUCAAAUGAAUUUGGUGUCAAAUGUUUAUGCAGCAGAAAUUUUUGUUUGAUUGUUUGUUUGUUUUGGGGUUUUUUGAGGAUACGAAGGAUUUACAUUGUUGAAAGGUCAACCAAUCCUACCUCAGUAACCAAAUGAGAACAAAAUUGUUCAAUGACUUGCGCUACAUUUGUAAUGGUUUAUGCUGCUGUAAAAGUUUUUUGUGCCAUUCUAAUUUUGUGGGUGGUGCUCCACCCCUGUACCACCGCACCACCUUUAAAUUUUAAAAACAAUGUCUUCAUAACAAAAGCAGCAAAAACUUACCAGAGUUGACCAGUUUUGUCUCUGGCAACUUUCAUUAACAUCUUUAAAACGAUAAAGGCACAAACACACAUUUCUGCUGCAGAGGCGUUUGUCUCCGGUUUGAUUUGGUUUGGAUAAGGUUAAGUUUUUAACUCCACUCAGGUCCAUUUUCCUUAGAUUCCCUGCAGACAUCAAGACAUUUUCCUCUUUGUUGUGAUCUUCAUGAUGCAUUUCCGUAUGUUUCUAAUGUUUUCGCUUUUGUUCUCAGGCCAUAAUGUGCUCACUACAUUAAAUUAGCUAAGCACAUUUAGGAAUCAGUUAGAUAUGAAAUCAUCCUUGGUGUAGAAACUUCUGUAUUUGUCGUUUAUUGACUGAACAUUAUGAACGAUGAAAGAAUAGAGCAUUUCCUUGAUCCUUAUUGGUCCCGGCCGGUCAUGUGAUCAGCUGUGAUCUAGGCUGUAUUAAAGAACGCACCCAGUGGGUCCCUUAGGUGUGUCUGUUUGCUUUCACACAGGCUUUAACCCACAAAAGAUUUUAUUUUGUUUGCCUGUGAUUAGCAUAAGAAAAACACUGACACCUGGUGGCUGAAAGUAGAACUAAACCCUCUGCUUUUAAUUUGCAGGACUUGAUUUGUGGAGGACAAUGAGGGUAAACAACUGAAGCAAAAACAGGACAAACUUUUAGGUGAAUAAAACAGUUUUAACAGAAUUUUGACCCACCAGUUAGAUCCUAAAUUCCAUUUCACACAUAAUCUUAAUAUACAGAUUGCCAUAUGGCAUCUGUCAAGUUGUCUUCCUGACCUUUAUUUUUGUACUUUUAGUUGUUUUGGCUGAGAUUUCUUAGCAUUCAAGCAGAAACUGGAAGUUGAGUUUUUCUGUGUGAAGUCUGUGUAGUUGAGUGAUUUUGUAUGAUGUGUUUUUGUGUGUGUUCUGGCAUUUUGGCAGACAGAGGCCGAACGGGGAGGGGGGGAAGGGAGGCAGGGUUAGGUCGUACGCGACGCCGUGGAUCAAAACCAGCAGCUAUAUUUGAAGGUUUUCCUCCUCCCUUCAGCAUGCAUAUGAGAAGGGAGCGGCAGCAAAAACACCUGAAGACACUUUGUUGUACAUGUCUCUCUCCACAAGAAGCGAGGUCUCACAAGUAUUAACUGAGCUCCAGGCACGAGUGAGUGGCAGGUCAUCGUCAAACUACUCCUAUGCAAACAAACCCCAGACUGAAGUUUUCACCCGUGCUUCGCUUCUGCGAUGAUGACUCCAGCACACACAGUGCUCCUACUUUUGUUCACUUCCUUUUAAAAUGUAUGUUAAAUGUUCUAUUGUAAAAAGAAAUACAUAUAUAUCAAUAUUAUACUAUCAUAUUUAUUAUUUCCACGCAUCUACAUCUAGCGGACUUUCCUCUGCCUUAACAAUGACAGCUGUAGAAAUGAACCGGAUGUGUUUUUAAGCAGUAGCCUGCUCUUCCUCCACCAACAUGUGGAUGUGGGCUGUGGGUGCACCGAGUGCAGAUUUCUGGCCGAUCACCGAUCCUUAAAAAGCCUGACCUGCUGAUUCUAAUUGGGCCAUAUUUUAGUCUGAAAUGUUGCCAAGUUGGCAACAGUGGGAUGACUAUGAUGACCUGCACACAUGUAGAUAUGAGGUGGUGGGCGGAUCCAUCCAUCAAAGUUCUCAUGGCUGAUUUUCAGUCCUUUGCUGAGGUUGAUAAGAUCGGUGGAAAUGAUGGGCUUCACAGCAGCCAAUCACUGAUGUCCCAAAGUUAAGAAAAUUGUGGCUGAUUUAUUGGCCAGCCAAUUUUAUCAAUGCACCCAUAAUGUGGGCCUCAUGUGGGUGUUGGUCAGGCAGUUUGAUCUGGGCUCUGUAUAGAGUCCAUUUGGGUUGUUUUAAGAACGCCUUCUCGUCUGACCCAGUUGGGAUGCAGGCAUAGCGCCUAGCUGGGUAAUACCUGCCAGAAACUGUAAGGUUCCUGUGGACCCAGAUUUUCAUCAAACAUCUACUGAACAUUGAUAUUGGACCAUGAUACAGUUUUUGCAAAAACAUUCAUACUCAUUCAUACAUUUCAACUUUUGAAAAAUGUUAUGUGCACACAAACUUCAAGUUGUCUUUUGGGAAUUUCAUGAAUUAAACCAGAUAAAUUAGUAGUUCAUGAUGGAGGUAGGCACCAACACACUCUUGAGUUUUAGGUUGUUGUAGAUCGAUCAGAUUCUGAUCUAUUGAUUUUAAACCUGACAUUGUAACUAAAAGCUAUUAGUACUGUAGUUUUGCCCUAAGACAAAAUGAUUUAACCAUCAGACACACAGGUGUUGACAAAGGAUCAAGGGAUGUUUUGAAGACCUUUUAUCAUUUUCUUUCAAUUCCACAAUUUAAAAUGACCUUGUACUAUUCUGUCCUAAUAAAAUCCACUGAAGUUUGUGGCAGUAGCACAACAAACUGGAAAAAAAAAAUCUAAAUUGAGUAUGAAUAUUUUUUACAGGCACUGUCACCUGUAGUUACCCCCCAUUUAAAAAUAACAGUGCAAUAUUUCUUGAGUUAUCUCAGAAAGUGAACCAGUCAUUUUAUAGAGACUCAUUAGGCAUAGAGCAAAAUACUUCAAGCUAUAUAUUUUUUGCAGUUUUAAUGGCUAUUGCUAACAGGUAAAAAACCAAAAAUCAUAAGAUGACUGACAAGAAAUAUUCCACUUUGCACAACAUUCUAAGUUGUUUAGAUGUAACAGUUUCUGGCUCUUUUUGAUGAACUGCCGGUGAAUGGUCUCCCAGUGAGAUCCAGUUGUUCUGCUGUGAGCCCAACAUAAACUGCGUUUCCAUUACAAAUGUGUGCAUAUGAGUAAACUAAACAACACCAAAAACCCUCCCCCAAUUUCAUAAUAGCAGUUUCUGCCCAAAAACCUUUUAUCAACAAACUUGAGCGUUUCCUUUUUUUAAAUUUUUUAUGUUUCCAUUAAGUGGAUCUAUUUUCAUAAUUCCAAUUUGCGCAAUCUGAAGGUCAAUGACAAUGCAGCUGUAGUCGCAGAGCUGUCUUCACAGCACCGAAUGAUGAUGAUCUGCCUUUAGUUUUGUGUGGAUGGUGCCUUUUCUUUUUAUCGUCCAAACAUGCCAUUUCAGUUUGUGUUCUCUGGCCUUGGUUAACUCCUAGCAGCUAAGCAUCCACAUUUAGCAUGACUUUGACGCGUCUCAUCUCAGAGGACUGCAGAGAAUCCCGACUGAGGGCGAGCGUGCGGCUCCUCUGCUGACAGAUUGUUAUCAUCACACAUUGCUAGUUCCAAGUCUGUUUUGAGAUGCUGUACAUAAACCACAUUUUAAGGCUUCCUCAUUGAGAUACUAAUAAGAUAAUUGUCUUCUAAUGCACUGUUGUUGCUAAGAUACCUUACAUAGUGAUAAGUUGAAAGAAAGUAUUUACUGUUCUUUAUUGUCUCGCUUUGGACACACUAAAGUUCCUGGCAGUGCACACUAUUAAACUCUGCUGCACCGUAGGCCACUCUCCUUCUCUUCUCGAUGUUUUGAAUAGUGUUGCAUGUGCCUGCCUUUUUCCAGUGGAGAACGUUAGCACUUAUUGUCCCACAGUUUGUACAGACGGACAGAUGCUCCACCCGCACAGCUCAGUUCCUGCUGAUCCUGCCGUGCCAAGCGUCCAUCGGGUUUUUUUAGUCCCACCGCUCUGUUAAAAGACGGGAUCUGUUCGACGGGGUCGCACUGACCCUGCAUGCGCUUCUACGUGUUUUGUGUGUGUGUGUGUGGUUUCGGGAACUGACAGUCUGACAGAACAAACCCUCACUUUCCCACUGUCUGACUGUGACAUCUGCUGCGCUCCUUCUGAGCGCCGUGCUAAGACCAUGAGAGGGUUAAUUGUCAUUAGUGGUGUUGCUCCCGUGGCAACGCCCCCCUCGCUGGUUGUCCCAGACUGCUCUCCCUGAGCUGCAGCAGGAAACACAGAGCUUUGCUUGUUGGAGCAUCUUUCCACUCUCUUAUCUGUAUUUGGUAUGAGUGCGUGGGUGUGUGUGUGUGUGAGAGAGAGAGAGUUGGCCUGCACAUGACUUUGGAAUCUACAUAUGGCCUAAAUGUGUUGUCUUUUUUCAUAGCGUUUAUAGAUGAGGCAGCAAUAGCCCUGCGCAGGAAAAUCAGAUGUUUAUUUAGCUGCUUUUAGCAAACUUGUCCAAAUGUCACUGUACAAAUGACUGUUAAUGAGAAAAAAGUCAUGUAUAUUUAUUUUAUAUCCUCUAUAAUUAAAAACCUCUUUUGUCUGA